Molecule: messenger RNA, 2477 nt
Organism: Cataglyphis hispanica
Lineage: Eukaryota; Metazoa; Arthropoda; Insecta; Hymenoptera; Formicidae
Product: mitochondrial intermembrane space import and assembly protein 40
Exons: 1
Coding region: 131-631 (166 amino acids)
Biological process (GO): protein import into mitochondrial intermembrane space
Cellular component (GO): mitochondrial intermembrane space
Molecular function (GO): protein-disulfide reductase activity
Source: RefSeq, a predicted model, not a curated record
CUUUAGCCACGAAAUACGAGAACGAGACGUGUGUAUACACAAUACAUCGAGCGUCACGGAAUUUAUUGUCUUUCACUGCCGACAGUAGGACGUAUAACCACGGAGAAGUAGUCCCAUCUGGAUAUUAAUCAUGCCGUUAAUUCGCCAAGAGGGCAAAGACACAAUUAUUUUCGCGUCCAAGGAAGACCACGCAGUACCCAGCAAGGUUGAAUUGCCAGACCCGGAGCCUAGUCCUGGUCUGCUACUGCCUAACGGUGAGAUUAACUGGAAUUGUCCGUGUCUAGGUGGUAUGGCGACUGGGCCGUGCGGUUUAGAGUUCCGCGAGGCUUUCUCCUGCUUCCAUUACUCAACUGCGGAUCCGAAGGGCUCCGACUGUCGUAAGGUAUUCGAAACAAUGCAGGACUGCAUGUUGCAGUAUCCGGCGCUGUAUGAAAGCAAAGGCGCGUCGACAGACGACUUAGAUGACGAGACAAGAGUGGCCGAAGAAGCAGAUAAGAAGUUGUCUGCUUCCAAUGAGGAGAAGAAGAAAGCAAUGGUCGCUAGUAAGGACGAAAUAUUGAAGACGACAACCGAAAAGAAAGUGAACACUUCGAGUACAAAGCAGGAAGUGGAGCGAACCAAGACUAAAUGAACAUAUGUUUUAUAUAUUUUGCUGUUUCAAGAUGUAUGCUAUGGCGUCUUCUUUCACUUUUAAUGAUCUAUUUCAUUGAAAAGGCACAAUAUCAUGUUAUAUUGUGGUGUUGGUAGUACUUGCAAAACGCGUUUUUGUAACGCAUAGAUAAAACUUGAUAGAUGAAACUUAAAACGUGAAAGAUCUCUUUAACCUGAACAAAAGUGAUGUACAAAACGAAUAAGUAGAAAAGAUAAGCAACGUACAUCAAUUAUUUCUGAUAUUUCAAUAUUAUCAGAUCAAAGUCUAGAGAGGUUGAAUUUAAAAACGUGUCGCAUAGAGUGAUUAGUAGAUUCAUGGUAAGUUUGAAUACAAUUGUGCAGUCAAGUUGUUCAUAGAUUUCAUGUUCGUUUAUUAUUAAAACGAUCUCUAUUAAUUCUGUCGCCUAUUUUCUUCCUUGCGACUUUUUAAGGCCUACUGUACUUGUUCUUUAUGCAUUCAGUCCUUUGAUUUAUAAUAGCAAUGAAUAAUUAAUCUUUGGUAAGUGUUUAUAUUUUUAUGAAAAAUGUUGCCAGGAAUAAGUCAUAUAUAAAAAAUCGCCAGAUCUCUAAGCACCACAUGUUUAAAUCAUAACAAGAAUUGCAAUAUUAUUAAUCAAAAGUAAUUAUAUUUAUAAAAUAAAGAAAUAGUACACUCAAUAUGUGUACACAGCAAAAUUAUAAAAUUAAUAAAGAAUGUAUAUGUAUUAUAAAAUUAUUAAUAUUGAUUAAUUAAAAGGCAUAAAUUAUAAAUAAUUUUUUAUAAUUAUACAUUUAUAUAUCUAUAUAGAUAGCUUUAUUAUUGAUAAUACAUUCUCUCUCUAAAAAUUUAUCCAUAACGAUAUACAAUGCAGCUAUAGAAAAUUGCAGCUUGAAAAUCUGCAUUUUCCGCAAAAAAUUCAUCAUCUUUUGAUUAACUAAGCGAUUUUACAUUCUACCGUAAACUGACAUGCCGAUAGGUCAAUUUAUUAAUAGAUUUAACAAUCAUGCGUCAAGAAGAUGGGUUAUCUAUUCGUAUUAGAGGAUUACAAAUUUCCACACUAUAUUUUUUUUGUUCUCGAAUGCGUGCUUCAGUUUAAAUGUAUAAAAGAAAAUAUGUAGAGAAAAUUAUAUAGAAAUAGAAAACAAACUGAGCGUUCGUACUCUCUUUUUCAUUCGAACUUGCGCGCGUUCCUUGAUUUGCUCGAUAGUUUCCCAAAUACGUCGUUAGAUGGUGUAGCUCUACUCGCGGACGCCGCGUGACGUCAAAUCGUGCUCCUCUCCCACCUCUCCAUACUUUAUUCUCCGCGCGACCGUAUGUAGUACGCUAUCUCAAUCCAGCGUCGUGGAGAUCAUUAGUGUAUCGUAUAAUAAUAGUGCCAUCGCGUUUGUCAGUAGCUAUACGCUGUAACAUUAACGGUACCGCAACGACACACACCCACACGGCACCAUGAAUACAUUGGAAUCUGUGCGAUUGUCGGAACGCGACGUCGUCCGUUUUUCGAUUCGCGGUGCAACGCAUUGAAUAGUGAGUGAUACGCGCGCAUCGAUCCCGAUACCGACGCCGAGAUAGACAAACAGAAAGAGAAAGAGAGAGAGAGAGAGAGAAAGAGUGAUCCACGGAGGGCAGAGUGCAGUGAGAACGAACGAGUUUUACGUCGAUCGAUAAAAGAAAAAAAAGAGCCGGAGCUCUCUUUCGCGAGAAACGCGCACACCGGAUACGUUCCUUGGCAGUGACCGAGAGUGUCCCGGUUUUGUGCGCUGGUGGCUUACGUCCCUUCGUCGUUCUCUCGUCGUGGCUCAUCAUGGAAACCUAUAGGAAGGAGAAGAAGCACAAGGAGAAGAGGAGG